AUGGUGAGGCGAUUCCAGAUCCCCAGAACCAUCCUGAUCCGAGCUAGUACACCAAAUGAAAGGGCGUGCUCAGUAUCACGGACGGGCUGGGUGCCAGUGUACGUAGACCAUUUUGAGGCCGGUCUACGUUUUCCUCUGCCCGGGCUAAUUUUUGAUGUCCUGGUAGAGUACGAGCUGGCCCUUUCGCAACUCACUCCCAACAGCAUAAAGUUCAUCAUAGUCUUUAUGCUGUUGUGCGAAAGGCUGGGGAUGCCUGCAAAGGCGGUGGUCUUCAGGUCGCUCUUCCUGUGCCGUUUGUGCCCGUCUACGAGUGGGACGAGGUGGUACUACAUCUCAGGAAGAGAGAAAAUGAUUAUCUUCACCAACAUUAGGAACAAGGUGGCGAGAUGGAAGAGGCAGUUCGUCUUCGUGCGUGAUACACGAACUGAAAGGAUGAAUAAUGAGCUCGCCGCCCGUCUGUUUGAGUGGCGUACGCCGAACACGUACAUGAACUACCCUCAGCUGACAGUUGGUGACGUCGACCUGAAGAACCGGCUACUCGAUCACGUGAAGGCAAGGGGAGAAAUGAGCAGCAUCCUAGAGAGGCAAAGACAGCGAGCUCAAGGCUCACGGAGCCGGGGAGCUAGGUCCGGCUCCCACCGUCAGUCCUGCUUUGACGAGCGGCCACCUGCUGCACCAGGGCGCAGCUCGCAGCACAGAGGUUCCAUCUCGGCACAGAGGCCACGUGUUGAGCAAAGAAUUGAGCCUGCGCCUUCCAGCUCCAGAAGGCGUUCGAGGGAAGACGCGGAUGCCGAUGUAGAGGAUGACGUGCCUCUCAUCCCGCGUAGGACGAGCACCGGUUCGCAGCCCGCCCCGGUCGCUGCUGCAAGACCCUCCAACGUGUCCCAAGCGCCAGCUCGCGAGGUUGCUGAGGCUGCACCGACCUCGACGUCUGUGGGGGGCCCAAGGAUUGCAUACCCGGACGGCUUCAGUUACGCCCGGACUGAGUGUCAGACUGCUAUGCUGCAGGGUAUGCAGAACUUCGUGCCCCCUGCAGACCGGCUGCGUGCAAAGGGGCACGUUCAGCAGCAAGGAGGACAUGCUGUGCUAAUAAAGUUGAUGGAUGUAAGUAUAUUUGGUGAGCUCGGGAGCCAGGCGCAGAACAGCGAGCUGCAACACAACUGCAAACAGUUGGCAUCUGAGAAGGCCAGCUUGGCUGACGAGGUUAACCGCUUGCAGAGCUCGGAGAUGGCCAACCGAGCGGCGUCAGCUGAAAGCCGAGCUGACGAGCUGGCUCGCAAAGUCACUGAGCUUAGGGAGGAGCUGGACCGAGCUCGGGAUGAGAAGGAGAGCGGCAUUCAAGUUGCGAAGGAUGAGGCCGGCCGUGCAGAGGACCGAGCCAGAAAGGCAGAAGCUGAGAGAGAGAGGACUCUGCACGAGCUUAGCGGCCUGAGGGAGAGGGUCUCAGUGGCGGAUCAACAUGUCGCCCAGGCUGAGGCGUCCUUGGAGAGGACUAAAAGACUUCACCAGCGCGACGACGCCGUAGCUAUGGCUGCAGCCAACACCACCACUGACAUCUUCAAUGAAGUUCGUGGGAAGGUGUUGGGAGUCCGGGCAGACUUCCCCAUUGGCGAGCUGGCCUUCUUCGAAGGCGAGGAGAUCGAUGCUGACGGGAAGAGCCUCACCCAGCCAGCUGACACCAGGGUAAAACUGAAGUGGGAGCUCAACGAGGAGGGGCUGCCCGUCUGGCCCCCCUCAGUCGUUGAGGAAGGAGAGGACAUGGAGGGGUUGCCGAGCUUUGAUGCUUGGGUGGCAGACCCCCAUGAUGUGCCUGCUGAGCCUUCCAGCACUCCUCCCUGUGCUUCGCCUCAGCCCGUCUCAGCCGCUGCUCCAGCUCCAGCUGCUCUCUCUCCAGUUCCGUCUCCUAUUCACUCUUCCCCAGAUCGAUCAUCUCCAGCUCGAUCUGCUGCUGCGCCAAAUGACGCAUCCACCCCCGUCGACCUGACGGAUGAGUAGUUUAGGACCUUUUGUUUUGUUUUUUGUAGUUCUUCUUGUCUUUUAUGUUAAUCGAACAUUUGUACAAGAAUACUCAUGAAAUAAAACUCCAAUAUUUGUUUUUGAAAUUGCUGUGUAUUGUUCUUGUAUUUUUGUGUAAAUCAAUGAAGUUAUUUGCA
This is a messenger RNA of Rubroshorea leprosula, 2153 nucleotides long. The record is from the annotation of a GenBank genome assembly. NCBI's taxonomy places the organism in Eukaryota, Viridiplantae, Streptophyta, Magnoliopsida, Malvales, Dipterocarpaceae.